Messenger RNA from Theileria annulata, 3060 nucleotides. RefSeq names its product DNA replication licensing factor Mcm2, putative. Gene Ontology annotation, biological process: DNA strand elongation involved in DNA replication; mitotic DNA replication initiation; double-strand break repair via break-induced replication. Bases 1 to 3060 code for a protein of 1019 amino acids. Gene Ontology annotation, cellular component: nucleus; MCM complex. The record is from RefSeq and is a predicted model, not a curated record. Gene Ontology annotation, molecular function: single-stranded DNA binding; single-stranded DNA helicase activity; ATP binding. The transcript is spliced from 4 exons. NCBI's taxonomy places the organism in Eukaryota, Apicomplexa, Aconoidasida, Piroplasmida, Theileriidae.
AUGAGUCAGAUCUCGGGUACGGAAUCCUCGACAAAUCCGUUGUCGAACACACAAAACUCGUUCCUUAACCAGUUCCAGAUUAUGACCUCGUCAGAAGAUGAAACGUCCAAAUUGCUAGACUUUUACGACCGAGUCUCCUCAGGAACCGUGAAUCUGCACUCCUCAUCUCAAAAUGACGAGUCUGUGGAAAGAAAAAAGAAGCUUUUAGAUAAACUAAAUCAGGACGUUUUAGCCGAAUAUGAAGACGCAAGAAAGAGUGUCAUAACUGCGCAACAAAAUUACAAAUCCCUGGUGGACAGGUUUUUGACGUUCGCCUCUGAGAAUAAGCAAAUUUACACCAAAACAUUACAGCUUUAUGAGGAGGCGUUUAAAGAGUACGAGAAAUCAACAGCCGCAACUAACCUCCAAAUGCCAAUGCACCUGCGAAUUAUAGUAAAUUUAAGCCUUUUGUACCUCAGAGCAGACCAUGCAAAUUCACUCACGAAGUUAUUAAUAAAGUCGCCGUACGUCUCAUUCCAGGCCUUUGAGGACGCGAUUGGCGAGAUUUGGAGGAACCAAGCCUCCAAAAUACCACUCCCAACCCCGAAACUCGGCAUUUGCGGUUGGCUAGGAAGACACCACGUUACUCCAAGGGGUUUAUCAUCAACAAUGAUCAAUACACUAGUGGCAGUUGAAGGAGUUAUCAACAAAUGUAUAAAAUUUGUAAAUAGCUCGGGAGUGUAUCCGAAGUUGAGCACGAGCGUGUAUGUUGGUGAGGAUUUGUUGGACGUGUACAACGAGAAGGAAAAGACGGUAUAUAUCCGAAACCACUACGACUUGACAGAUCUUAACAAAACCAGAGUGGACACGACAAUGCCACCACCAGUUGACCCACAAGGUAAGGUGGUUUUUAGACAGGAAGUGGGCCUGAGUAACUUCAAGAACUACCAGACGUUUGUGCUCCAGGAAACACCAGAGGACUCGUCACUGGGCCAAAUGCCCAGAUACGUCUCGGUGAUAGCACAGGACGAUUUGUGCAAUAAAGUAAAGUGUGGCGAUAGGGUGCGUAUUUGGGGUGUUUACAGGAUGCUAACGCCCAAUACGCUCAACUCAAGCACCAUAGGGAGUAGCAUAGGGAAGCCGUUUUUGGUGGCAAAUCAUUUACUGAUCAAGGACCACUAUACCUUCUCUAAUACCACUGUGAUUACGGACGAGGACAGAGCCAGAUUCAAGUAUUUGGCUGGCAGAAAUGACACGAUAACUGUUUUGACUAAUAGUGUGGCACCUUCACUUUGUGGCCUUUCACUUGUAAAGAAAGGAAUUCUGCUCAUGCUAGUUGGUGGACAUCUGAACCCAAUUAACGAUACGCAACAAACAGCCUACAACUCUAAGAAUUUGGACACUGAAACCACCAACGAAAACCUAUUCAGCAGUGGAGAAACUAGAGAAAACCUGAGGGGUGAUAUUCACGUCUUACUGGUUGGAGACCCAGGUUGCGGAAAGUCUCAGCUUCUCAGGUUCGUAAUGACAUUGCUUCCAAAUACCAUUUCUACCACUGGAAGAGGAUCUACUGGCGUUGGUUUAACAGCUGCAAUUGUACAGGAUGAAGAGACCGGAGAACGUAAAGUUGAGGGAGGAGCAAUGGUGAUGGGAGACAGGAAGAUAGUGCUGAUAGAUGAGUUCGACAAGAUGAACUACGCAGACAGAGUGGCAAUACACGAAGUUAUGGAACAACAGACUGUCUCUGUGGCAAAGGCGGGAAUACAUACUACCCUAAAUGCAAGAUGCACAGUACUAGCAGCAGCUAAUCCACUCUACGGAUGCUGGGCUGAAGAUAUGCAAAUUAAUGAACAAUUAAAUUUUGAAUACUCACUUUUAUCUAGAUUUGACCUGAUAUUUAUUGUACGUGAUGUUAACAAUGAGAUACAAGAUGACAGAAUAGCAGACGCGAUUCUGAGGAACAUAACACAGAAAUCGAAGCCAGUUCCAGCAAUUAAUAGGCUUAACAAGACAUCAAUUAUACAGCCGAUUCAAAGUGACCUACAGCUUCAAGUCCAGUACACAAUAACAACAGUCAAUAACACUGGAUCUGAUUUUAAGACGGAUAGUGUAGGAGCAGAGGAGGAUUUGAAGACGAAUCAGGAGAGAACUACAGCUAGAAUGAGGACAGGAAGAGUGUUGAGAAGUGGGAGAAGUACAGGUCGAGCAAGUAGUUCGGACCGAGUGGACUCUCUUUUUAACAAUAAUUUGACAUACCUUGAUGAUCGUGGAGUUGAGCACGAGAUCCUCGACCUUUCAACGCUUAAAAAGUACAUUUAUUACUGCAAGGACAUGUACUACAAGGAAAUGCACCACGCAAAGAACUGGUCACCAGGACCAGAACUAACAGUUUUGGCCCGAAAUGAGAUCAGUAAGAGCUAUUCACAGAUGCGUCAGCGCUGCAAGGAUAACAAGAAGAAGUUGCUGCAGCUUGUUUCACCUCGUACCCUGGAAGCUAUUCUCAGGCUCUCGACAGCAUUCGCGAAGCUCAAACUCAGUAGAUACAUAACCAAGGAACACGUGAAGGCUGCAGUAAAGCUGUUGAACUAUACCAUUUUCGGCGAUGUUUACACCACGAAAGACUCCAGUAAGGAGGACGAGGACGUUGACUUUAGCAGCGGCUCAGAAAGCGACGACGACUUUGAUGACCAGGAACUACUCUCAUCGGAUGAGGAGUACGAUUACUCUAAAAGUAGCAGGAGAAGCAGUACUUCUAAAACCAAUAAACGUCUUAAACGUUCCAAACAAACUACUAGUAGUAAAACUGCCCCUGGUGCUGUGCUAAGUCCCGACAAAACUACAGAAAGCGCAGAAAAUGUCGACGACUCUGUUUCACCACAGUUUAACAGGAAUUUGAUGGAUAAUUUGCAAAAGCUAGAUUACGGUGACGGAGUGGAGUUGAAUGAAUUAUUCGCAGCAUAUAAAUCGUACGAGAAGGACUUGUCACUGACUAAGUUUAAGCGACUGUUAAUCAACUUAUCGAACUCAGAUAACGCGCCAAUUGUUUAUGCAGAGGACGAUGAAAAAAUUUAUACUUGCUAA